Molecule: messenger RNA, 1977 nt
Organism: Hemicordylus capensis (graceful crag lizard)
Lineage: Eukaryota; Metazoa; Chordata; Lepidosauria; Squamata; Cordylidae
Product: phosphatidylinositol transfer protein beta isoform-like
Exons: 12
Coding region: 120-935 (271 amino acids)
Biological process (GO): phospholipid transport
Cellular component (GO): cytoplasm
Molecular function (GO): phosphatidylcholine binding; phosphatidylinositol transfer activity; phosphatidylinositol binding
Source: RefSeq, a predicted model, not a curated record
CAGGCCCCGGCCAGCGUGCGCUGGAGUGAGGGCGGAAAUGGCGUCAAUGGCCGGGGUGGGGGGACGAGGAAGAGAAGGCUUGGUGCUUUUGGCGUGUGGGGCGCUGGAGGGAUUGGAGGAUGGUGCUGAUCAAAGAGUUCCGGGUAGUCCUGCCUUGCUCUGUAGAGGAGUAUCAGGUAGGGCAGUUAUUCUCUGUGGCCGAGGCCAGCAAGAACAAUACAGGUGGCGGCGAGGGAAUUGAGGUGCUCACAAAUGAACCCUACGAGCGUGAGGGGGAGAGGGGCCAGUACACCCACAAGAUCUACCAUCUCCAGAGCAAGGUUCCUGGAUUCAUUAAGAUGUUUGCCCCUGAGGGGUCACUAGUUGUUCAUGAGAGAGCCUGGAAUGCCUAUCCCUAUUGUCGAACUGUUAUUACGAAUGAAUACAUGAAGGAUGACUUCUUCAUCAAAAUUGAAACGUGGCACAAACCAGACCUAGGUGACCAAGACAACGUCCAUGGACUCGAUGCUGAGACCUGGAAGGAUGUUGAAGUUGUUCAUAUAGACAUUGGAGACCGGACGCAAGUGUCGGAUGAUGAUUACAAGCCGGAUGAAGACCCAGCUCUCUUCAAAUCGCCGAAGACAGGAAGAGGCCCUCUUGGUCCUGACUGGAAGCGGGAACUAGCCAAUAAUGAAGAUUGCCCCCAUAUGUGUGCCUAUAAACUUGUCACGGUGAAGUUCCGCUGGUGGGGCCUUCAGGGUCGAGUGGAAAAAUCUAUCCAGAAGCAAGAAAGGCGCCUCUUCACCAACUUCCACAGGCAGCUAUUUUGCUGGUUGGAUAAGUGGGUGGAUUUAAGCAUGGCGGACAUCCGGCGAAUGGAGGAAGAGACACAAAGGGAACUUGAUGAGAUGCGCCAGAAAGGCACUGUGAGAGGAAUGACGGCCGGGGAUGAGUGAGCGCCCCCUGCUGCAUGGGCCAAGAAGCGACAAGGUGCAGUGCCCUUUCUGACCUGAGAUUGGACCUAUCUUUAUGGGACUCCGCUCUCUCUUUCCCCCAGCCACCUUGGGAGGGGAAAAUGGGGUUCCCAUUUCUUUCCGUCCGACUGGUCUGAACAGUAUUCAAAAGCCACCCCUGCUUCUGCCAGCAUGGGGAAAUCCCAUGGAACUGCCGUUUUACUUUUUACUGAUUAUGGAUUAAUAGGUGCCCCAGACACACAACUAGUGGGGUAUGAAAUGGGGAGGCAAGGACCUUUUUGGGGUGGGGGGGAGUCUCUCUCUCUUAUUUUUACUCUGCCGGGGCAGGGGUGCAUGAUUAUUAUUAAUAAUAUUAAUAUUCUGAAUCAUGUUUCGGUCGGGGGUGGGAGGGGCCUUUCUAUAGGCAGGGGAAAGGAGGAUUGGGAAUGUUUAAACGUUUUGAUGGGGAAUGGGGUGAGAGAACAAGUUUAACAUUUUAUUCUUAGGAGUACAAUUUUGCCUUCACUACAGAAGUCUAGAGAUCACUUUUUAAGGAAAAAAGUAAAAGCAGUUUACUCUGGUUCCAAAGCACAUUCCUCUUCCAAAAUGGCAGGGAAAGUGGCAAGGGUGGCAGUUUCCUCCUUGGGUUCUUCCUGUGACACAGUUUGACAUUAUAAAACAUGCCCCUAAUUGACUAAAAAAAAAAGCGGUGGAGCCUUUCUGCCCCAUUUAUUAGAAGUGAUUUCUUGUGCCUCCUUAAUGGCAGCAGCUCUACUCCUAAGGCUUAAGAAUCUGACAACUUCUCCCUGCCUCCCUCACCUUAUCCCGGCCGUAGAGGAAGGAGGGCAGGUAGUUCUUCUUCCAUUUGGGAGAGGCACUCAAAAGCAUUGGAGCCGCCCUCUGGGACUUUAAGAGAGGCAGCAGGGGAGACUUCAAGGCCCAGUGGUGCAUUGCUAAGGAUCUGAACAGUAUUUUUUUUAAAUAAGAAGAAACAAAACUCUGACAUCAUUUUUUAAAAAAGUAAAAUAAACAAACUUGAAGUUGA